UAAAUCUCUUAUAUGCUCGGAAAUUUCCUUUUCUGCUUUAUUUCCUUUUCUGUCCCUUUUUUUUGGUCGGAAAUUUCCUUUUGUGUUCCUUGGGUACCUAAUAAUUGAUAUAAGAGCCGUUCCGACCAUGGGACAGCAUGAAUAUCCACCAGCGACGCUGCCUCACUAUCUUCCACUCGUCUAUUUUUCCGAUCCUACACUCCCACCGCCAUGGACUGGCAUGUUCGACGGUAACCUUGGGGUGGUAUACUAUUGGAACCCCCAAACCAACGUUUCUCAGUAUGAACAUCCGGCCUGUUCCAGUUACCCAACCACCCAUCUCAUCAAUUCUCCAAUCCCCCAAUUUUGGAACUCACAUGUGCCGCUGGACUACAAAGCCAACUCGCUUCACCGUCUCACAACAUCGACGCCCACCGAUCUUGCUGCACCCUCUGACGUGGGAACCGGCUCCGUUGCACAUCCGCUUCAUACCUCUAUGGAAAUCCGAGACCCGAAUUCAAAGCCCCAGUCGCUGAAAGUGCAUAUGGACUCUGCAACUCACAAACCCAGACUGUCCAAGCCAGAGAAACGUAAAAAGCUCCUUGCUUUGCGAGGUUCAGAGGCGGUGAGUGGGAGUGGCAGUGGUGGUAAUUUUGAGGAAAACAAGGGCGAGGAAGAUAAGAGGGAAGUUGGGUCAGAGGAUUUGGGGGAUGAGAAGAAGGAGGAGAAGAAAAGGAAGAAGAAGAGGAAGAGAGAUAAGGAGGAAGAAAAUGGAUCUUUGAGUUCUGAGGAAAAUGAGGUUGUGAAGGAGGAGGCUAAGAAGCCAAAGAAAAAGAAUAAGAAGAAGAAGAGAAAGGAGGCAAAGAAUGAGGAAGAGAAGAAGGAUGGUGAGCUUGGGACUGAGGAACAAAGUGUCAAAGAGAUAGGUUCAGUUUCUCUGUUCCUAUAUUUUACCUCAACACUCGAACCACUAGUGUUUAGUAGAAGAUUGGUUGAUUGUGUAAGGCAAGCGAAUGGGGAUGUUCCUACAAAAGUUUUUGUGGGAGGCAUUCCUUAUUACUCGACCGAGGACGAUAUUGGAAGUUACUUUGAAAGCUGUGGCACAAUAACUGAAGUUGAUUGUCUGAGGUUUCCUGACAGUGGGAAGUUUAGAGGAAUUGCUAUUAUUAGCUUUAAGACAGAAGCUGCCGCUAAACGAGCCUUGGCUCUUGAUGGAGCUGAAAUGGGUGAACUAUUUCUGAAAAUCCAGCCUUACAAGGCAACUCGAGCCAAUAAAGUAUCUGAUUUUGCCCCACAAAUUGUUGAGGGGUACAAUAGAAUCUAUGUUGGAAAUUUGUCAUGGGAUAUUACUGAGGAUGAUCUGAAGAAACUUUUCUCAGAUUGCAAGAUAUCAUCUAUACAUUUUGGUAUGGAUAAGGAAACAGGGGAAUUCCGAGGCUAUGCUCACGUGAAUUUCUCUGAUAGUCUCUCGCUGACGCUGGCAUUGAAGUUAGAUCAGAAGGUUGUAUGUGGAAGACCUGUCAAGAUAAGCUGUGCAGUAACUCAGAAAAGAUUAGGGACCCCUUCAAAAUCUGCACCUAUGACUUUGAGUACCCUUUCAAUAUCAGUAGCCCCAACCAAAGGUGCCAAUUCGAUACCAGUAGCUACAACUACAGAUAAAAGAGCUGAUAAUACUGAGUUGAGUACUGUCAGUGGUAAGAUUAAGAGGAGGACAUGCUACCGGUGUGGUGAAAAGGGACAUCUCUUGUCCGCUUGUCCAAUUUCAGCAACUAUGUUUUCAAGUACGCAUUCAAUAUCCAUGGCUACAACUACAAGUACUGAUUCGAUACCAGUAGCUACAACUAGAAGUACCAAUUCGAUACCAGUAGCUGCAACUACAAGGACCAAUUCGAUACCAGUAGCUACAACUACAAGUACAGGAGCUGAUAAUGGUGGGUUGAGUGCCGUCAGUGGUAAGAUUAAGAGAAGGACAUGCUACUGGUGUGGUGAAAAGGGACAUCUCUCAUCCGCUUGUCCAAUCACUACAACUACGUUUUCAAGUACCCAUUCAAUAUCCAUAGCUACAGCUACAAGUACUGAUUCAAUACCAUUAACUACAACUACAAGUACCAAUUCGAUACCAGUAGCUACAAAUACGAGGACCAAUUCGAUACCAGUAGCUACAACUACAGGUACAGAAGCUGAUAAUGGUGGGUUGAGUGCCAUCAGUCGUAAGAUUAAGAGGACAUGUUACCGGUGUGGUGAAAAGGGACAUCUCUUAUCCGCUUGUCCAAUUUCAGCAAUGUUUUCAAGUAUCCAAUCAACAUCCAUAGCUACAACUACAAGUACUGAUUGAUACCAGUAGCUUUAACAAGAAGUACCAAUUCAAUACCAGUAGCUACAACUCAAUGUACAGGAGCUGAUACUGGUGGGUUGAGUGCCAUCAGUGGUAAGAUUAAGAGAAGGACGUGCCACGCGUCUGGUGAAAAGGGUCAUAUAUCUUCAGUUUUUCCAAAGGAGCAAUCUGCUGAUAACAAUGCAAGCAUGUACAGUGUCCUACGUUUUCCUGUUAACUAUAUGUUGGAAAAACAUAUUAUCCUUCUCAUCAAACUAUCAAUUGUUCGAAUAGGCUGAAAGCCACAGAUUGCAGCUUAGUUUGAGGCAAAGAUUUGUAGAACUGAGAUGUUUCUCUCUUAUUGAUAAAGAAAUUUUUUAUUCUUGCCUAAA
Messenger RNA from Prunus avium (sweet cherry), 2685 nucleotides. Lineage: Eukaryota; Viridiplantae; Streptophyta; Magnoliopsida; Rosales; Rosaceae. The record is from RefSeq and is a predicted model, not a curated record.